Molecule: messenger RNA, 2013 nt
Organism: Kickxella alabastrina
Lineage: Eukaryota; Fungi; Kickxellomycota; Kickxellomycetes; Kickxellales; Kickxellaceae
Exons: 2
Coding region: 1-2013 (670 amino acids)
Biological process (GO): peptide metabolic process; proteolysis
Cellular component (GO): mitochondrial intermembrane space
Molecular function (GO): metalloendopeptidase activity
Source: RefSeq, a predicted model, not a curated record
AUGACCAAAUCCACCGCCAAGGGCACCGUGCUCAACUUUGAACUGAGUCCCGAGGAUAUUGCUCGCUCGGUCGACAAGAUGAUUGCCGAGAGCAAGCUGAUUCUUGACAAGGCCGCUGCCGAGACCAACCCGACGUUCAGCAGCGUUAUUGUGCCGCUGGCCUCGCGCGAGAACGCGCAGGGGGCAGAGUACUCUGUCAUUACGUUUUUGCAGAACGUCAGCACCAAGAAGGAGGUGCGCGACGCCAGCUCCGAGGCCGAGGAGAAGCUCGAGGCGUUUGAAAUCGAGCUCAUGAUGCGUGAGGACGUGUACAAGGUCGUGCGUGCCGUGUUUGACAACCAGGCAGAGAUGGCUGCGCUGGGACCCGAGGACCGCAGGCUGGUCGAGAAGCUUGAGGAGGACUACCGCCGCAACGGCCUUGCACUCAGCGCCGAAAAGCGCGAAAAGCUCGGCCAAAUUAAUAAGCGCCUGUCAGAGCUGGGCAUCAAGUUCAGCCGCAACACCAACGAGAACGACGGCCGCAUUCUAUUCACCCGUGAGGAGCUUGAGGGCCUGGCCGACGACUACUUUGAGGGCCGCGCGACCGAGGUGGUCGACGGCGUCGAAAAGUACGUUGUCACGACAAAAUACCCCGACCUGGUUCCUGUCAUGCAGGCGGGCAAGAAGGAGAAGACACGCAAGCUGCUUUCGACCGUCAACGAGCAGCGGUGCCCCGAGAACAUUGAGCUGAUGCAGGAGGCGAUUGCACUGCGCGUCGAAGCAGCUCAGCUGCUGGGCUUCAAGACCCAUGCAGAGUUCAAGCUGAAGGAGAAGAUGGCCAAGACCCCAAAGGAGGUGAUGGACUUUGAGCACGACAUGCAAAAAAGACUGAACGUACUGGCCCAAGGCGAGCUCAAGGAAAUUGAGGGGCUGAAGCGGGCAGACAACAAGGCAGCGGGCGUGCCCUACGAAGGCCUGUAUCUGUGGGACCACCGGUUCUACUCGACACUGCUAAAGGAGCGCAAGCACAACGUCAGCGAGGACGAGGUCAAGCAGUACUUCCCGAUGAAGGAGGUGACGCGCGGCAUCCUGGACAUUUACCAGAAGAUGCUCAGCCUGCGGUUUAUCAAGGUGGAGAACCCGCCCGUGUGGCACGACGACGUGGACAUGUAUGAGGUGUGGGAGGCCACGGGCGACACGUUUGUCGGCCACUUCUACCUUGACCUAUACCCGCGCGAUAACAAGUACAACCAUGCUGCUGUCUGGCCGAUUCGCGCCGGGUAUGCCCGCGAAGACGGGUCACACGAGUACCCGGUGGCGGCCAUGGUUGCUAAUUUCCCCAAGCCCACGGGCUCGACGCCGGCGCUGCUGAAGCACGACGACGCGGUGACGCUUUUGCACGAGCUUGGCCAUGUCUUCCACGGGAUCUGCUCGGUGACCAAGUGGUCGAGAUUCCACGGCACACGCACAGAGGGUGAUUUUGUAGAGGCGCCGUCGCAGAUGCUCGAAAACUGGGGGUGGGAGCCCUCGGUGCUGCGCCAGUUUGCCGUGCACCACAAGACUGGAGAGCCCAUUCCCGAGGACCUGGUCAAGCGGCUUGUGGCUGCGAAGAACGAGGGCGCUGGCCUGUUCAAUCUGCGCCAAGUGUUCUUUGGUCUGUUUGACAUGGCCAUCCACGACACCACCAAUGGCGAGGUUGAUUCCAAGGCCAUCUACAACAAGCUGCGCGAGGAAGUUACGCAGUUCAAGAACGGCGACGUCGAGACUUGGGGCAUGGCUACCUUUGGACAUAUGAUGGGCGGGUACGACGCCGGGUACUACGGGUACCUGUGGUCGCAGGUGUUCAGCGCCGACAUGUUUGCAUCCCGGUUCCUCAAGGAGGGCGUUGACAACCCGCAGACUGGGCUGGACUACCGCCACGAGAUCCUGCUUCCCGGCGGCAGCCGCGACGCGUCGGUGAGUCUGGAGCAGUUCUUGGGCCGCAAGCCCAACAACAAGGCGUUCCUCAAGUCGAUUGGGCUCAAGCUCGACUGA